This is a messenger RNA of Laccaria bicolor S238N-H82, 564 nucleotides long. RefSeq lists its product as uncharacterized. The record is from RefSeq and is a predicted model, not a curated record. The transcript has 5 exons. The coding region runs from base 1 to 564 and encodes 187 amino acids. Lineage: Eukaryota; Fungi; Basidiomycota; Agaricomycetes; Agaricales; Hydnangiaceae.
AUGCCAAUACCACUUCCUCCACAAGCUGGAGCCGCUAUCCUUCCCCCUGCUCCUCAAGACCCACCUGUUUUGGCAGAUGUGGUUCGUGCAAAAUAUUAUCUAAGGAGUGUUGAGACAUCAGUUCGAACUCAUGUACCCAAUGGACCCACACCUGAUGAUGAAGCAAGGGCUGAUAUCUAUAAAACCCAAGUAGCUCUUGCUCACUCAGCUGGUGAUGCUGCUCAAGCUCCACCAUGGUUUUUACCAGCAUUAAAUGCAGCACUGAACACAGCAUUCACUCAACAACUUACACCACUCAAGUUUACUCUCACACAGACAUACAACAUGCUCCUGCAUGAUGGUGAAAACUGCCCUUUUGACAUUGUACCCUUCCCAGAUGGCUCCAUGCCAAAUGCUCCACCUCACAACUUGCCACUGUUGACCAGUGCAGCAACGAUUGCAGGCCUGAAUCCAAGUCAGCUUAAUUCUUACUGCAAUGGGUAUGUUGGUGUGGGUCAUGGCUUAGUGGGAGCAGCAAGCCAGACUGCUAUUGCACAAGCAAUUGGGUGUAAAGUUAUUCCUUAG